Molecule: messenger RNA, 1711 nt
Organism: Schistosoma spindalis
Lineage: Eukaryota; Metazoa; Platyhelminthes; Trematoda; Strigeidida; Schistosomatidae
Source: the annotation of a GenBank genome assembly
UAAACAUUAUUAUUAUUAUUAUAUUAUUAUUACUAAUCCAGGUCAUAUAAUAUAAUAUUAGAACAUAUGAUACUAAACCACAGUUUAAUUGUGGUGUGUUGUUGUGUGUCAUGAGUCAUCAUUAUUCAAUGCAAUCACAAUAUCUAUCGUCAUCAUCAUCAUCAUCAAUAACAUCAUCAGCAUUAUUAACAGACAGAUCAAAUAUUACUCAUCCUAAUACUGAUCUAAUUAUGGGAAAUACUGUUCCGUCUUCUUUUCUUGAAAUGAAUUUAACCCAAACAACAAAUGGUUUAUUAAAUAAUAAUAAUAAUAUUAGUAAUAACGAUGUGGAUUUGAAUCGUCAAACUCGUGUAAAUUUAACAGAUGAUAAUGCACAAUGUAAAUCACCAUUAUGGGUACCACCUGUUACACCAUAUACAUUACUUGGUUUAUUAAAACCACAUUUAACACAAUCUGGUUUACUUACUAAUAACAAUACAACACAUCAAAUACAACAACAAACAAGUACUGGAACACUUAUAAAUACAAAAUUAUGUGAAGAUUCAAUAGGACAUCAACCAUUCCAACAACAACAACAACAACAACAACAGUCUAGUUUAAAACAAUCACAACAUCAAAUUUCAUCAAUGUCUGCUUAUCUUUCGGAACUUUUGAAUCAAUCUCAAACAUCGAUAGCAACAACAACGACUAGUGGGAAAAAUUCAGUACAUGCUUUAUAUGAGAAAAUUCUUAUCGGUGAAUUAGAUCAAUUGCAUAAAUCACUGGAACAACGAUGUCUUCUUUCCAACACAUUUGAUUCAAAUCAACUAAUGACAAUUUCAUGCUCCGAAGACAAUGUUAGCAGUGGUGUUAAUGGUCGUGAAAAUACAAACUCCACGAUAAUAACACCAGCAACGCCAGUAACAACAAACCCCUCAUCAUCAUUAUCAUUGACAACAAUAACUGGUUUGAAAAUCGGUAAUAAUCCAACAUUAGGUACCAAUUUACCAGCAUUAACAACUGAUCCUGCUAGAGCAUUACUUAUUGCUGGACAAGUAUGUGAUUGGCCAGGUUGUGGAGCUAUUCUUGGUCCUGAUACAUCGUUUAUUGACCAAUCUCAAUAUAUGUACUAUGUGGUGUCCAAUAGUGAUGUUUCAUCCUAUUAGAGAUUCAUCAAUUAGAUAUACUUGCAUCUCAGUGUUCGUGUCCACAUUAGGACCUGACUCUAUUACUUUCCACUUAAAAGACCAUCACAUAUUAUCUACCGGGCUAAUGAACAUAAUCGACGUUUUUAAUCUAUUUUACUAUAAUUGAAACUUAUAUUAUUAUUAUUUCAAUUCUUUUGCUGUUUGUCUUGUUAAUUUCAUACCACUUUGUCAGUGUUCAGUAAGAAAAUUUGAAACCAGUACAUACUUAUACCAGGUUGUAAGUUGUUUCGAGUCUUAUACUUGUUAUCCCUUAAGAAUUAUCAUUUGAAGAUGAUCAUCAUGGCUUGGCUUACAAUUUGAAACUAACUUGAUCUAAAAGGAAUUCAUGAACUUCAAUGAUAUUUUAUGUUAUUGGGAUGAGUUAUAAAACUAUGACAUGUUAAAUAUUUAUCGUCGUUUCUCUACUCAAAUCUAAUCUUAAUACAACCUACUCUCUUUCUUUCUCUCUUUCUCUUUGUAUCUCUCUCAAUUUUAAACACACCAUCUUGAUAUAAAAUGAAACGUAAUUAUGUAUUAAACAACAU